Messenger RNA from Cyprinodon variegatus (sheepshead minnow), 10802 nucleotides. Its product is annotated as serine/threonine-protein kinase WNK2-like. Gene Ontology annotation, biological process: negative regulation of sodium ion transport; positive regulation of potassium ion import across plasma membrane; protein phosphorylation. The transcript is spliced from 28 exons. Bases 629 to 8647 code for a protein of 2672 amino acids. Gene Ontology annotation, cellular component: cytoplasm; cytosol. The record is from RefSeq and is a predicted model, not a curated record. NCBI's taxonomy places the organism in Eukaryota, Metazoa, Chordata, Actinopteri, Cyprinodontiformes, Cyprinodontidae. Gene Ontology annotation, molecular function: chloride channel inhibitor activity; potassium channel inhibitor activity; ATP binding.
UGGAGCCAUGCGAACUGAAUGGGAAACACAUUUUAGAGCCUGGAAGCAGCUCGUGAACCAAACACUAAAGGGAGACGUUGACAAGACGAUGACAAAGGAAUACAGCUGUCCGAGUAAAUUACCUGCAGGGGAGAGCUAAACUGAACGAAGCUGCGCGUUCAUUUAUCAGCUACGGAGAGCAAACAGUCGGAAGGAUGCGAGGAGCUGCCAUGAGAUAAACGCAUCACAUUUGUUAUGUUCUCACCCUGGCGUGCUUGGUUAGCAAAGCCCGGGCUGAGGCUGAUAUAGGGCGUUUAAAAAGUCCGUCAUCCUUUCCCUGCUGUGGACGGUCGGCUAACAUUAGCGAGCCUUUGCUGCGGACCUAACGGCUUGUGCUCGGACUGCUGUGGGAGGCGCACCGCCGCCUUUCUGCGUGUUUAUUAUUUUUUUUAAUACACAAGCCAUUGGAUCUGAUGAAAUCUCGCCUGUGUCAUCCAUCCCAGCGCUAUUUAAGGCCUCUGCUGACAAACUGCGUCACCGGGUGGGCGCUGCAGGUAUUCAUCUGCAAGAAGGAAAAACUGCAUUUGGAAAUUGAAGCCAUGCCUGAAAGAACCUGGAAACCAAAGUGACUGAACUUUUUAAAGUCACCAUGGAGCCGGAAGCCAAACCCAACUGUGGGGCUCUGGAAGAGCCCAAGCAUUCAUCUGUACCCAGUUCUCAAUGCAAUCUCUCCACACACAUGCAUGCAGCAGUGGGGGCUGAUAAAGUGAACUCUCUAGUGAGAGGUGGAAGUGAUCCUUCCUCUGUUUAUCAGAGGAAUGUGCAUCAGAGAUUCAUCAGGAGAAGUCUGUGGUUUUCAAACACGGAGGAGCCCUCCUAUGAGGCCCCCGAAGCUGAAAACAGCAGCAAAAUCCUGAACAUAAACCUGAGAUCAAUAGUGGACAGGACACGAGGGACCAGCUGUGGGGUUCAAGAGAGCUCCAGCACUGAAAGUCAGAGUGGACACAAAGACAGUGCAACAGAGAGUACCAGCGCAGAUGAGGACAAAGAGAGAGUUGGACAUGCUUUAAAUGUCACUUGUAGUAAAGGUGGUAAAGUUUCUACUAAGACAGCAAGUGAGGAAAAUGAAGAGGAAGCAGAAAUGAAAGCGGUCUCUACGUCUCCAGGAGGAAGGUUUCUUAAAUUUGACAUCGAGCUUGGCAGAGGGUCUUUCAAGACAGUCUACAAAGGCCUGGAUACUGACACCUGGGUGGAGGUAGCCUGGUGUGAGCUGCAGGACCGUAAGCUGUCAAAAAUAGAACGUCAGCGCUUUAAGGAGGAGGCAGAGAUGUUGAAGGGUCUCCAGCAUCCCAACAUUGUCCGUUUUUAUGAUUUCUGGGAGUCUCCUCUCAAGGGAAAGAAGUGUAUUGUUUUAGUGACAGAGCUCAUGACUUCAGGAACGUUAAAAACCUACCUGAAGCGUUUCAAGGUAAUGAAACCUAAAGUCCUGAGAAGCUGGUGCAGACAGAUCCUGAAAGGCCUUCACUUUCUUCACACCCGGACACCGCCGAUCAUCCACAGAGACCUCAAGUGUGAUAACAUCUUUAUUACUGGACCUACCGGCUCAGUCAAGAUAGGAGAUUUAGGACUAGCAACACUCAAAGCUGCCUCCUUUGCAAAGAGCGUCAUAGGUACUCCAGAGUUCAUGGCCCCAGAGAUGUAUGAGGAGCAUUAUGACGAGGCUGUAGAUGUCUACGCCUUUGGCAUGUGCAUGCUGGAGAUGGCCACCUCAGAAUACCCCUACUCAGAGUGUCAAAAUGCUGCUCAGAUUUAUCGCAAAGUAACUAGUGGUGUAAAGCCAGCUAGCUACAACAAGGUCAUGGAUCCUGAAAUCAAGGAGAUCAUCGGAGAGUGCAUAUGCCAAAAGAAAGAGGAAAGGUAUACCAUAAAGGACCUCCUGAACCAUGCAUUCUUUGCUGAGGACACAGGUGUGAGGGUGGAGCUUGCAGAGGAGGAUGAUGGGAAAAAACCCACCAUUGCUCUGAAACUGUGGGUGGAGGACCACAAGAAGUUAAAAGGAAAGUACAAGGAGACUGGAGCCAUUGAGUUUACAUUUGACUUGGAGAAGGAGGUCCCCGAGGUUGUGGCACAAGAAAUGGUGGAGUCGGGCUUCUUCCAUGACAGUGACGCUAAAACUGUGGGAAAGUCGAUAAGAGAUCGCGUGGCGCUGAUAAAAUGGAGAAGAGGGAGGACGGUAACUGUUGUAGCUGAAGCAGAGCAGGGUGACCCAGGGCAGAGGGUAAAUGUGACAUCAUCAGAGAGCACCUCUGGUGCUGUACCACAUGUCAUACAGCCUCAUGUUGUCGAGCCUGAAGACCUAGAGGUGGACCAGCGCAGCAGGCUACACAACCUGCCGACCAGUACCACUUCAGUGACAUCAGCAGACGGCACACUCGAUAGUGGCAUAGGCUCUACUGUGUACUCAGACUCCCACAGCAGCCAGCACAGUAACCUCUACCAGUCAUUGCUGGAGCCUCUUACUAUGGCAACACAGCAGUGCCACUGCAGCAGUGCUUUUCUGACAGAACGACCUCAUUCCUCUGACAUGGCUGAAGUUUGGCAGGCUCCAAUAAGCCCGCAGCUCAGGGCUCGACUGGGAAGUGCAGAGAGAAGGGGAAGUGCUCCUGUAAUUGACAUUCAAAGGGCAAGCCAAAUGGCUGCUCUCCGCUCUUUUAUUCAGAACCAGAGAUCAGUCAGUCCGAUCCCUGUUGUAAGGGAGAACAUGGUGGAGAAUUUCCCCAGGGAGACCUGUCCUCAUCCUGCGUCUGAAGCUGAGGACAGGCAUCCCUCCCCAACCUCUCUGCCAAUGUUUCAUAUCUCCCCCCUUUCUUCACCUACGGAGUUCCGUCGGCUGAGUGAUACCAGUAUCGCAACACCAUCAACAUCAACCAGUGAGAGUUUGGCUCUCCCAGAGCAAAGUCCACGCAGACACUCCGACCUCAGUGGCCUUCUUAGUCUUGCCUCGAAUGAAAACCAUCUUUCUGCACUGCAUAGGAGCUCUGAGUGCCAAGCCUGCCUUUCUUUGUUUCUGCCAAAGUCCCAAAACGGGAACCACCGUCCCUCUGCUGUCCUCUCACCGACAUAUCUCUGUCCGGCUGACAUGCGCCUCAAUCCUUUAUUCAGUGGAAAACUACCUACUUCUGGUUAUGGACAUCCAAAAGGAUCAAGUGAUUAUUCAAAUUUUUCUAUGCUACAGCAGUCCCUGUUUAAUAUAAUCAGCCGGAAAUCAGUUCCCUCAAUCAUCGUGCCAGCCCAACUUCCUCCUCUGUAUUCCUCGGCGGCCACGAGGCCGUCCCACAGCGAUGGAGAAUGUUCCCCACAGAGUCCUCCUCAGAGCGACAGUUGGUCUGAAGGUCAUGAUUCUCUCCAGCACUGCAACGAUAGAUGUUUUUCCAGAGAACAAGCUACCACUGUUGUGGAAGUGGCCAAUUCUGCCGGUCAUCAGUCGUCUGUCCAAGGCCUGCCCUCGUCCAGCACAACGGUGCCUGUCCCACAGCAGCCCCUCCAUCCUGUACAUAGCUACCCUACUGCGCUGUAUGCUAGUCACCUUAGUGGUGCUACACCCGUCCCAGCCAGUCUUGGCUCAUUAAAUAUUCAGCAACAAACAUCGGUUGCAGCUAGCAAUGCAGCAUCGGCUGUGCCACAACAUUUUGCACAGAGCUAUCAACCUACAGGACACCAACAUCAGCCGGCAGCAUCAGGCUCUCCAACCUUUAACCUCCAAGCAAAGCAGGUUUCUCAGAACCUUGUUGCCAAAGCUCAGCAACAAACACAGACUGCAUCAAUCUAUCCUGCAGCAACUGCCUUUGCAGCACAGCAGCCAACACAGAGCUGCCAUCUUGGCACAGUUUCAUCAGAGAUGACAGGAGCGACACACCCUCAAUCUUCACACAGUACUAGCACACCUCAGCAGGCCCAGGCCCUAGCCAGUCAGCCGGGUCAGCAACCAGGCCAAAUUUCUUCCACACCAGCAGCUUACAGUCACAUCAUUUCUACUCAAGAUUUACGACAGUCCUUACUACCAAAUACCCAGUCAAACUUACAACAUGCACUAAAUGCUGGACAAGUGUAUAAUCAUUGCCAGGAAUCUGUGCAUAACAUUAACCAUCCAGUGGCACAGCCUCCUACACUUAAUACUCAGAAACUUCAGUCUCCCACUCACCAAGUGGACACUCCAGCUCUUCUGCAACAUGCACUUCCAGAACAGAGUCAGAAUGAGUCCCAGUCUCUGCCUCCUCCCAAAGGAACCCCAGUUAGACAAGUUCCAGCUGGGAAUCAAAUUUACUUUACAUCAGCUUUGCCUGAUGCUUCCUCCCUCAGCUAUGCACAUUCUGCCAUCCAGCAGGCCAUGUCAGGUCAGAGCCAGUACCAGCUGAAGCAGGGCAUCACUGCAGAAGGAAUCACUCGAGCAGAAUCUCCUCAGACCUUCCCGGUUUCAUCCCAACACAGCCAUGGUGCACAGAUUAGCCAGCAAAAUCUUCAGUCUAGACGAGAUGAUGAAAGCCAUAUACAGAAUCUCAGCCAAUCAGCUUCCACUUCGCUGACACCUGCUCAUCAGGACUCUGUUCUCCAGACUGCUUCCCACCAACAGCUCCAGCCUCUCCAGAUCUCUGCCUCACUGCCAUCAUCUCAACCAUCCCAGUUUCCUUCACAAUACCCCACAGUCCAGGUGAUGGCUGCUGUGGCUGAUGCUGAAUCCGCCUACUUUCCUCCCUGCACUAGUCCUUACCCUACAUCCUCCUCUUCCCUUACUCACAUCUUCCUUUCUCCUGGAUUUACUGUCCCUGUAACCCCCUCCAUUUCCCCCCUCUCCCCUCUGCACAUUGAAAACACAUUAAUUUCACCCACUCCAGUGUCCCUUCCUGUACCAUCCCCCUCAUCUGUGCAGGGUAUGGUACAGCCUACCUCACCACACCACCAACCCAAAGCUGCAAGAUCUGAGGCUUCUCAGAUGCAGUCUCCAUUUAUAUCAACACUAACCAGCCACCCCAUGCACACAAACACUGCUUCGUGCCAGAACACACACCUUCCUGCAAAUGGCAUCUCUCAGCCUCUGAUACAGCCUCAGGAUGGCCAUAGUACCCAGCAGGUUCAGCAGUCUCAGCUCCUACAACCUGCAGUCUUCCCCUCAGCUGUGCAGACUGGGGCAGAUCUUGGCGCAGCCACUGUGGCGAACCAGCUGGACAACACCAAGACCUGCCAGGUGACCCCACAGGGCCAACGUCAGAGUCAGGUACAGGGCCAAAUUCCUGUGCUGCCGUCUGCCGACUCACAGAAGGCAUCCUCCAAACCCGCCACCGGUUCUGCUUCCCAGCAGAAAAUCCCAAGCACAGUCACAGGAACGGCAGGUCAAGGGUCAUCAGAGAUUAACGUUGAGGAACCUGCUGCAGAAAAACGGACUGGAGGACAGAGCUGUGACAGUAUCAACUCUGAUGUUACAUCGGGAAGAGAGAUGAGCGAUGGAAACGAAGGCACGCACGGAGGCAAAGGUGAAGCAAAACAACGCAGACACCACAAGUCCUCUCGCACCCGUUCUCGACAGGAAAAAUGUGGCAAACCAAAGCUCAGCAUGCUCAACGUGUGUAACACUGGGGAUAAGAUGGUGGAGUGCCAACUAGAAACUCAUAAUCAUAAGAUGGUGACUUUUAAGUUUGACCUGGAUGGAGAUGCACCAGAGGAGAUUGCUACUUAUAUGGUGGAAAAUGAUUUCAUUCUUCCCCUGGAAAAAGAGAUCUUCAUCGAACAACUGAAAGACAUUGUAGAUAAGGCUGAGGACAUGCUGAGUGAAGACACGGAGGGAGAGAGGAGCUCUGAUCAGGGACAGGCUGAAGGAGCUGGUCCACUGGGAACAGAGGCCUCAGAACCUACGACUCCCCAGCUGGUUUAUCAACAAAAUGUCCUGCACACUGGAAAGCGCUGGUUUAUCAUCUGCCCUGUGGAUGAAACACUCAUUCAAGACGAGGACAACACUAAAGCACAGACCUUUACAGCACAGGAGUAUGAAUCAGCUGGGUCCAGCAGCACCACGGCGACUCUAACCACCCCGGUCACAUCUUUACCUUCCCAAAGCCCUACCUCCUCAUCUGCACCCAUACUAGGGCACCCUCCAGAUCAGAUUAUUAGUGAAUACCAGGUGCAGCAGAGUCAGCCCAGUGUUGCCAAACAUACCCUUAAAACUGGGACCAGCAACCAUGACUCCUCCUUUCCUUCAGAAGAAGCUCCUCUCUCUGCUGUAUCUAUGGUAGCAGAUAUGCCAUGUUGCGCUAUUGUGCCGCCCGCCUCUGUGGAUGCAAAUGCUGCUGAUAAAGAAACGAGUGCUGGUGUUUCAACCUCAUUGCUAAAUGAUCAGACAAAUCGGAUGUCUAGUCCCACUGAAGAGCAAUCCCCUCAGCUGGGCUGCACUCAGCCUGUGGUCCUGCAGCAGCCUUAUGCCACGCCCAUCCAGCCUGGGACAGUGACUUCUCAGCCGCAGAGUCCAGCGCAUCAGAAUCCACAGUCUUCUGGUCAACAGCAAGGUGGUGGGCAAGUGGAGUCGGACGGAGAGGGUCCUCCUAGGGGGGAGUUUGUAGACCGCACUAUCAAGACAUUAGACGAAAAGCUCAGAAACCUGUUAUACCAGGAGCACCCAUCUUCUCAGCCGUCCAGCACGGCUUCUGAGCCCCAGUCAGACAGACUGAGCUCCCCUCCAGUCUCAGAUGGGCACAGCACAGAGGGCGUCACAAAGAAGAAGAUGGAACCAAUGCCACAGAUCCUUGAGCGGACUGAUAAAAGCAAAACAAGUUGCAGCUCUGCAGCCCCCUCUAGUGGUUCAGAUGGAUCUUGCAGUCAGACUCGGAGCACUGACAGGAAAGAUUGCAGUAAUGAGUUGGAGUGCAAAACAUCUAUGACAGCUGCAUCUCAGAGCGCGGGAUCUUCCAAACUUCCCAGCAGAACGCGUUCCUCUGCCCCUCCAAACCUCUACCAUGCCACUCCAACCUCCAGUCCUGAUGCCACCCCACGUCACAUCCCGCGAGCCCAAACUAUUGACGCUACAAGCCCUGGCCGUGGUUGUUCUGAAUCCCAGGUUGACUAUGACUCUGCUGAUGAAGACAGCAGCAGCUUUGCCCUUUCUCCUGCUAAGGCUGCUCCACGAGCUCACACUGUGACUGAGCACAGCGGAAGUGACCUUGUUAAGAGGGCGGUCGCCUUCUUGAGACGCUCUGGACGAAGCAAAAGUGAGCAGAGCUCUGAAUCAGCGAGCUGCCAGCCUGUUGCAAUGAACGGCCACACUCCCUCACCGUCUGUUGGACAUUUCUCCCAUGCCAUCAGCAGCGACAAUGACUCAGAAUUUGAGGAUGCGGAUAUGAAGAAAGAGCUGCAGAAACUGAGAGAAAAGCACAUGAAGGAGAUCUCUGAGCUACAGGCUUUCCAGAGGAGUGAGAUUGAACGUUUGUAUAAGGAGCUUGGAAAGACUGUUCCUCCCAAAGUAGGUCUGCUUCAUGCCGUCCCUCCAACUGGGCGAAGACGCAAAACUGGCAAACACAAACUGAAAGCUGGAAAACUGCUUAAUCCGAUGGUGCAACAACUCCGAAAUAAUCCUAACAGUGACAGUGUGGAGAGAAAAGGAGAAACUGCUGCCAGCUCAUCUAGCUCCCCAGCUAAAAGCUCGCUACUGUCAGAUGGUUCUGCUCAUUCCAGCUGCAGCUCCGCCUCCAACAGUCAACCCAGCAGAGCCCAGGAGCAGGUUCAAACACAGCAGCCCUGUUCUUUGAAAGGCUCUUUCUCCUCUGACAACAUCUAUGCUGGAAGACGUGCAGAUGGCACGGCCAACCAAGCCGGCCCUGGUCAAGGCUGGACGGUUUACCACCAAACGUCAGAGAGAGUCACCUAUAAGUCUAGUAGCAAACCACGCACUAGAUUCCUCAGUGGACCUGUGUCUCUGUCCAUCUGGUCCACUCUGAAACGACUAUGUCUAGGCAAAGAGCGCAGUAGUAGGUCUUCCCUCCGUACGUCCGCUGCACAGACCACCUCCAGCCAAACGCAGCCACCACUCACUGCAGCAACACAGUCGACAUCUCCUCAGCCGUUCACGAGGCUCGCUCAGGUCCAGACUAACAACAGCAACAACAAGAUGCCUACCUUUACAGAGGAUCUUCAUAAGCUGGUGGAUGACUGGACAAAGGAGACUGUAGCGGCGGCAGCCAAUCGGCCACGAUCCCCCCUGAACAGGAUGAGACGGCAGAGCCGUCAACAAGGAGCAGACUGCAGACCUGCACGCAUGGGGGCUGUUGCAUGUGAGAUGAAACGCAACCUUGUUCCAAACAACUUGGGGCUACCGCUCCCACUCCCAAAGGCUGCGGCUUUAGGCCCUAAUAUGCCUGCAAGUCUCGCCCCAGGUUCUUCUACAGGGCAUCCUGCUGGUUACUUUGUUACAUCGGGGUCGUAUGGUGCGAUGGCUUCAGCUCCUCUUUAUUUGCAGCAGUGGCCCGGCAUGCCUAGUCCUGUUGCUUCUGUGGUUCCUGUAAGGUUGCUUGGUGCUCCAAGAGCGAUUCACUACGCCACAAUUUCAAACCCAGGGAUCCAGGCCUACCCCUAUGUCGUGCACAACCCUGAGAGUGGGCCCUUCCCAAAAACCACUAGGACUACCUGAUCCUGUGUUGGUGUGUGCUCAGGACAGAUGGUUUGCUGUGCUGGGUGCACCAGAGCCACCCCUGUGCAUAAUAAUAUCCUGUAAAUAACAGGCUAAGUGUUGCUAUUCUUUCUGCAGCGUAUAUAUGUGUCAUAAAUUGUGUAUUUGUAUGCGUGUAUAUUGUACAGUAUGUGUAAUGUUUAAAUACCUAUUGUUUAUUUGGCUUUGUUCCUAGCUUAACUCAGCCAUACAAGGCAUUUUAUCUGCACUCACAAUCACCAGUUUUACCCUGUUUAUCGUCACGUUUCCCUUUCUAUUGAAAUACACUACAUUAGUAUCCAAAUACCUAGUGGCUUAAGAUUCAGAGAAAGGACAGUAUUUAAUAAAAUGAACUUCUUUGCAGGAAUGUAGUGCCUUGAACAUUUACUUCUGUAUAUUUUAUAUUUUCUUUAAAACAAAGCAUUUUUUGCAUGCAAGUUAUUUUUUUAAAGGUAGCUUCCUUUAAUUGUUUUUUUUUUCCGUUUACAUACAAAUGCCCUUAUUGAACUGCACUAAUAACACCAUAUAAUCUGAUUUAAACAUAGAAGUUGGUAUAGCUCCUUUUUCUAGUCCAACCAAUUGAUGAAUGGAAUGCCAUAGCAGAGAGGUGAUCUGAAGCCUUCAGAAGCAAAUUACCAAUAUAUGAAUGAUAAGAAAAGGGGUCGAAGCCGUGUCCAAACCGACUUAUUUCGUUUAAUUCAGGUCAAAUGGUUCAGCUGGGUAAAGCUUCUUUCCUUUUUUAUUUUUUGUUUUCCCCCGAUUGAAGAACCAGCUCAUUGGACAGCCCAGGAACGUCCAGUGUUGCAGAGGAGAGCCAGUGUCUAGAGCCAUAUAGUUACAUACAGGCAACUUUCUACAGUAGAGGCUUCUGGGAGUUUUGUGAAUCAGAAUGUAGCAAAUAAUGUGAAUUUUUACUAUUUUUCUUUUGAGGCUCAAAAGUGCAAUUCAACUACUUUCCACAAAGCUUUUAUCGUGGCCUUGCCACAAGCCUUAUCUUGUGUGUACAAGAGGAGCAAGCUGAAAGGUUGAACAAAUUUCAAAUUCACCAAAUAACAGUGAGAAGUUACCAGAUGACAAAUCAUCACAAUUACAAGCUACCCAGUAAACCAUUCCUUUUUCACAGCUUGAUGUUCUCUUACCUUACGUAGUACUCGGCAUACACUGUAUGUAGAAUAUGUGCAAUCACUAGUUAAAUCAGAUGUUUUAACUUUUUGAUGUCUUAACAUUUUUUUCUUAAUGCUGCUAUUCAUUAAGGUAAUUUUUGCUGUACAUUUUGCCUUUUUUCUUUGAUUGAUGGUACAUUAGAGAUGCUUAUAAAGCAGUGUUAUUGCCUUGUUAAAGUUCUGGUGUUGUGUUUUGUUUUUUUUUUUUGUUCUUUCAUAACAGCCUAUUUAAUUUUCUUUGCAUUUAUUUUUAGUGAUGCAUUGCAACGUUAAACUAAAACUUGAUGUCAGAAAUUUGCACAACGUAUGGUCUCCAAUUAUCCCUCUGUGAUAGGAGUUCCUACACCGUAUAUAUUUAGUGGGGUUUCAUCACUGAUGAGCAUGGCCAAUAUUUCAUCUUUAGAAAUGGUAUAAAUGCAAGGUUAGACAUUUAACACCUGCACAACCCCAGUCCUGCCAAAGCUGUGAAUUGUACAUUUUUUGUUUGUUUUCUUGUAGCUUGUAUUUGUACAUUUUAUUUUGACUCUUAAACGUAAAGGGUGGGUGGGGGGCUUUAAUGUAUAUUACUCCAUCAAUUCGGUUUGAAUUGGAAUUUUUGUAGGAUAUUAUGCAGAGUCUUCUGCUUUGGUGAUAUACUUCCAAUAGUAAGAGAUUUCUGUUCUCUGUCACCUGUAUCUUGUAUGUUCUAUUUUUCCUACCUGCUAGCUCAUGCAGAGCAUGGCAGGAGGUAACCAAUACUGGUGCAUAUUUGGAGGCCGUGAUUAAGUGGGGUAGUUGAAAGUGCACAGAGGAGCAUCCUUGCACAUCUUUCUAUUGUCUGGGAGAACCUGCCCCUCAGGAUCCUGCUCCAUUAACUGGCCUGUGUUUGAACUGUGUGAGAUUGCUUUGCCUGCUGUAUGACCCAUUGCAUUACCCACCCUGUCCUGAUGCACUCUUAUCACAGUCUGUAUGUUGAGAGAGAAAUAAAUAUUUUG